Molecule: messenger RNA, 4082 nt
Organism: Myiozetetes cayanensis
Lineage: Eukaryota; Metazoa; Chordata; Aves; Passeriformes; Tyrannidae
Product: zinc finger protein 777-like
Exons: 8
Coding region: 7-2394 (795 amino acids)
Biological process (GO): regulation of DNA-templated transcription
Source: RefSeq, a predicted model, not a curated record
GCGGCCAUGGCCACGUCCCGGCGGGGAGCGGGAGCGCAGGUGGGCUCCCCGCGGCAGAGGGCGGGGCCGGGCGCGGAGCUGCAGGAGCUGCGGAGCCGCACGGAACGCGCCGAGCGCCGGCUCCUGGCCUGCGAGACCCUGGUGGGGGAGCUGGGCAGCGGCCUGGCCGCCCUGGGCACCCUCCUGCAGGGCUACGGGGAGCUGCAGCAGCGCCUGCUCAACCUGGAGAACCUCCUCAAGAACAGGAACUUCUGGCUGCUGCGCCUGCCCCCCGGCUCCCGCGGGGAGGUCCCCAAGGUGCCGCUGACCUUCGAUGACGUCUCGGUGUAUUUCAACGAGCUGGAGUGGCAGAGGCUGGAGCGCUGGCAGAAGGACCUGUACAGGGCCGUGAUGAGGGGCAACUACGAGACGCUGGUGUCCCUGGACUAUGCCAUUUCCAAGCCCGACAUCCUGUCCCAGAUCGAGAGGGAUGAAGAGCUCAGUGACAAAGAGCAUCGAGAGCCCACACAGACACAGGAGCCCCCCCAGGCACCAGAGGAGAUGAACCAGGCAGAGGAGUCUCUGGAAGAUGAAAUGCCCAUGGAAGCUGGCCCAGGAGCAGACAGUGCUGUGGCCAAGGCCAACAGCCCAUCCCGGAUCGAGAGGGAGGAAGAGCUCCCUGACAAAGAGGGUCAGGAGCCCCCAGGGACACACGUUGGGAACAGCCAGGAACACCCCCAGGAACAGACUGGGGACAGCCAGGAACACUCCCAGGAACACACUGGGGACAGCCAGGAACACUCCCAGGAACACACUGGGGACAACCAGAAUCAUCCACAGACACAGGCUGGGGAGAACCAGAAUCACCCUCAGACACAGACUGGGGACAACCAGAAUCAUCCACAGACACAGGCUGGGGACAGCCAGAAUCAUCCACGGGCACAAACUGGAGAGAGCCAGAAUCACCCUCAGACACAGACUGAGGACAGCCAGAAACACCCUCAGACACAGACUGGGGACAGACAGACACGUUCCCGGACACGGACUGGGGACAGACAGACACGUUCCCAGAUAUGGACUGGGGACAGACAGACACGUUCCCAGAUGCAGACUGGGGACAGACAGACACGUUCCCGGACACAGACAGGGGACAGACAGAAACCCCCCCAGACAGGUGCCCCCAACAUUCAGAAGCCCCCACAGCCACCAUCAGAGACAGAGCAGCAGGAAGAGGCUUCGGGAGAAGGUCCUGUCCCCAUGGAAGCGGAGCCAGAACUCCCCAUCCUGGUGAUGAACGUCAUGUCCCUGGGGGACCAUCGGCCAGGGAUGGAGAUGGAGGAGGAUCCAGAGGAUCCGGAGGAUCCCGACACAGAGGAAGCCUGGUUACCAGAAGAUGAAAUGCCGUGUGAAGGGGCUUCUCCUGAGAACACGGAGGUGAAGGAAGAGGAGUCCGAGGUGCUGCCAGAGGAUUCCACAGAGGGUUCCUGUCCCGGCUUGGAGAUACAGAAGUUCCCCAAAAACGAGCUGGUCAAAGCCAAGGGCAAGAAGAAGCCGAGCCGGUGCGAGACCAGCAGCCUCCUGAUGGGGAACUGCCGGCGCGGGUACGUGCGGGAAUGGUGCCAUCCCUGCACGGAGUGCGGGAAGCGCUUCCGCCUCAAGAUCAACCUCAUCAUCCACCAGCGCAGCCACGCCAAGGAGGGGCCCUACGAGUGCCCCGUGUGCGAGAUCGGCUUCACCGACAAGCGGCACCUGGACCUGCACCGGAGCAUCCACAUCAAGGACAGGGCCUUCGGGGCCAAGGUGUGGGGCAACGUCCACCCGGAGCUGCGCGUCCGCCCGCGGAGGGACCUGUGCGGCGGCGCCCCCGGGCUGGGCAACGGCAUCCACGCCGGGGGGGCCUGGCUGGGCCAGCCCAAGGAGGAGCCGGACGGAGGGGGCCUGUCCGGCGCCGGGGCCGCGCGGCCGCCGAACCCCAAGACGAAGUGCAUGUACUGCAAGAGGGUGCUGUCCUGCUCCGUGUCGCUGCAGCGGCACCUCCGCACCCACAUGCGGGAGCGGCCCCACUGCUGCAGCUCCUGCAACAAGUGCUUCACCCGCCGCACCCACCUCCUGCGCCACGAGAAGAUCCACGAGCGAGCCCUGGCCGCGCUGCGGGCGGCGGGGAACGCCCAGCCCGCCGCCGCCAUCCCGGCACCCCAGCAUCCCGCGGUUCCCGGGGCCCAGAGGAACGUUUCCAAGGGGAACGCGAGCCCCAAGCCGACAAAAGUGGGCCCGCCCAACGUGCUCCUGUUGGGAGCGACGCAGCUGGAGCUCCCGGACAAGGACUGCCCCCUUCCCAACUGCGUCGGGAGAGCCGUGCAGCCCGUGGUCCGGCUGGGAACCAGGGCGGCGCUGUCGGCGAUGAUGCAGAAAUGACCGCGGGGCAGAUCCGAACUGGGCGUGGCCCCGGAGAAAAGCUGUGAGCGUUGGGUUUGCGCGUGGUGGGCACCGGGGUUGGGAAUCUGCUGCGUUUUAGGAGCUUCCCCGAGUUGUAGAAGGAAUGGGAAGCACGGAGACCACCACAGAGAGCAAAUUGCAGGAGCCUCCAGCGACCCGAAAAGCUUCACCAUUCCACUGACUCUUGUGCCUGUUGGCUGAUGCUUGGAAUUUUGCCAAGCUGACGUGCCUGGGAGAUGACCAGGUCAAACAGCAGCUGAGCUCUCUCAUUACUUGACACUGGAACUGACCCCUCGCCUUGGGAACACAACUGAAGAGGACAGGGAGAAGGGAAUGGAGUGGCAGCCUUCCCAAGGAGCCCUUCGCUCCACCGACCAAGCUUCCUGACCAAGACGCCGGAUGAAGGGAGACCCCACCACGUCCUGGCCACGCUUGUCACUCCCCAUCCCAGGGAGGAAAUCCACCAACCCCUCCAGGAGGCUGGGAACGCCAGAGCUUUGCACUGGAAGAUCCAUAGAACAAAUCAAACCCCACUGUUCCGAUCUUGCAUAUUCCAGGGGUCCUGGCCAGUCCAUCAGGGAGUCCACAGCCACUCUUGGGACCAUCCUGCAUGGAUGCAGUCAUUUUGGGAAUACUUGAUGGGUCAGCCAGCCCUGUGCUGCCAGCAGUACCUGAUCCUCGUGGAUCCGCCACGGCAGCCACCGGCUCCUGCUCCCGCUCUCCCAGCCACAGCUCAUCUCCUUGUGCCCCAAAUCCCACCGUAACAAAUCCCAAGGGAAACCAGUUCUGCAGCUACCUCAGCCGGAGGGGAGUGAGACCUGCCCGGAGGCAGCCAGUGAAAGCCAGGCCUGGCACCGCUCCGGCAUCGCCGGAGCCACCGGAACGUGUCCGUGGCCUGAGCCCCACACUCACCCCACGCACUGCUGGUGCACGGGGAACGUCCCUCCCAGUGCCACUGCCCAACAGACAAGCUGUUGGGACUCUUGAAUUUAGUUUUCCAGGUGUUUUUUUUGUUUUCUUUGAGUUGUUUAAUGUAGUUACCUGACAUCCCAAAGUUUCUGUCCCUCUCCACGCAGUGAGGCGGGGACCUGGUUGGCUUUUCCCAUCUUUCAUUCCUGGCCAUUCCCGAGGUGUGAUGGUGCUGCUGUGGGAAGCUUUGGGAGCUGUGCCACAUCCAGCUGUGCCCCUCAGCUGCCUCCCUGCCCCUGGGAGGGACAGCAGAGUCUGAGCUGCUCCAUGGGGACACACACCCUGUCCCACAGCUCCUCCAGACCAGUGUCUCACAAUUCCUGCCCCUGCAUUCCCAGACAUCAGUGGGAGGGAAGCAGGAGGGGUGACGAUGGCAGAUGAGUCACUCUGUGUUCCCCAUAGGAUGUGGGGGCGGUUGAUGCCUUAUGGAUUGCAUAUGGAUUACCAUAUGGAUUACCAUGGAUCUGGCAGUGAGCCCGUGGCUGUUUAUCCCUGCGGGGGUGAGAUCCCAGGGGAUCCCAUGACUGAGCUGGUGGUGCCAGCAGGUGAUCCCCCAGCCCAUGGAGGUGCCGGCCCCUCCUCAGCCCAGCAGCCCCAACUGGGGGCACUUCUAAAGCUGUUUCAACCAGGACCAGCGUUUCCUAUGACAUUCCCAAUCCCUUUCUCAGGAUGUGGAAUUAAUAAAGUAUUUGCCUCUA